AUGGGCUGUGGUGGCAUCUAUGGACAUGAUCCAUCAGAUCCUAGCCGAACUAUCAUACCUCCUCGUAGAGUUAAUGCUAGGAAUGUGAACACCAGGAAUGCAAAUGCAACUCCUCCAGUCCCUAAUCAGGAAGUCUCUAAUGCUGAGUUCAAAAAUGUCAUACAGAUGUUUGCUCAGAGUAUGAUUUACCAGAACAAUUGGGUUCAUGCUAAUGUGAAUAAAAAUGGUGGAUCAGUGGCAUCAAGGGUCCGUGACUUUGUUAGGAUGAAUCCUCCAAACUUUUUAGGAUCGCAAGCCAAUGAAGAUCCUGAGAAUUUCUUGGAUGGAUCAACAAGAUCUUUGAGAAAUGCGAUGUCACUUGGAGAUAUGAACAUCUCUAGUUUUAUGACUCAUGCUCAUCAGGUUGAGGGUAAUAAGUUUAGGGAACAUGCUAAGGAAAUCAAGAAGGCUAGGAAUCGAAACUAUGACUAUUCUCAGCAGAAAUCGGGUAAUGGAAAUUGCUCGUCGGGUCAAGAGAAAUUUUCGGCUCCAGCCUCUUCAUCAGCUAGUUCUGGUCACAGGCUGAGGAAUUGUCCUUCUAGACAAGGUCAAAGAGGUGGCAAUGGUAGAGCUCAAUCUACAACUUCAACAACAACAGCAAGUCGCCCAACUUAG
This is a messenger RNA of Solanum pennellii, 654 nucleotides long. RefSeq lists its product as uncharacterized. The transcript has 4 exons. The record is from RefSeq and is a predicted model, not a curated record. Bases 1 to 654 code for a protein of 217 amino acids. Lineage: Eukaryota; Viridiplantae; Streptophyta; Magnoliopsida; Solanales; Solanaceae.